AUGAGUAUUUUUAGUCCUUAUCUUAUCGCAGUAAGCGCAUGGAGAGAACCCGUACCGCCCCGCAAUAGGAGGCUCAGAAUAAGCCCCGGUGCCGGUGACCCCACGUCACGUGCCCCCACUCAUAGGCUCACUUCUGGCGAGGCGCACUCGAUUUACUCAGCAACUUCUUCUUUCAGGAAAAGACACUGGCCGCUCGAGAAGAGAGCAAAUCCCACAGUCAACAGCCGCACCCCUGCUAUCCGAAGCAGACUAUAUAAGCGUGUGCAUCCGCCCCUCCCUUUUUCCCUUUUUGUUCCUGAUCCAGACCCCCGUUUCUGGUUCUUUUCGCCCUCUUUUGUCCUUUCUGGCCCAACCAGGAUGGGAAACGUGCCUGCCAAAGAGCAGCGGCCCCGGGCGGCGUCCACGGCGUCGCACAGCACCGUAGGCAGUGCGCCACGCACCGCGCGUCGGCGGGCAACGCUGUCGCUCUCGGUUUCGGGCAACUUGUCGCUUUUCUCGCACAAGGGCUCCAAAAACGAAGACAAGUGGAAAAACAGAGAACGCCAUUUCCUGGAUCUUGUUGUGCGGCACCAUGAGUGCUGCGACGGCGGCUACUUGGCGCCUCUGGGCAUCUACAAGCUGAAUCUCGACUACGACACCACCAUUGUGCGCCAACUUAUUGUGGCCCGCAAGCUCGCGCCCUUUUACACGCCGCUCCAGGACUUUGACUCCUCGUGGCUGGAGGACGAGCUUGUCUUGCUCGUGCAGCAGACGCCGCUCCACGCCCCGGACGCGCCCUACUCAGACUCGGAAGAAGACGACGCCGACAACCACAAGAUCCACAAGCUGCUGGGCUACUUCCGGCGCCAGGAGCUGAAGCGGCGCCACCAGGAGCUUCUUGCAAAGACACGUGCCGCACAGGCCCAGUGCGAGGCUGACUACGUCGCAGCACGGCGCUCGGGCGAUCUGCUGGUGGCGUCGCGCGACCUAGUGCUCCGCCUAUAUGGCCAGGCAACCGAGUGUCCCAUUUGUUUCCUCUACUUCCCGCCGCACUUGAACCGCAGCCGGUGCUGCCGGCAGCCCAUUUGCUCCGAGUGCUUUGUCCAGAUCAAGCGCCUUGACCCCCAUCCGCCCCACGACCAUGAUGACUCUGAGCUUCCGCAAACGCUCAUAUCGGAGUAUGCGUGCUGUCCCUUCUGCGCCAUGCCCAACUUUGGCGUCACAUACGAGCCUCCGCGCGAUAUCCACGUUGGAAUCGGCGGCCUGCUGCCGCUGCAGUACGUCGUACACUCUCCGGUGCUGCUGAUUCCGGAAGCAUGCGCUGUGGACGAUCCGGCAGCUUCUCUGGCCGUGGACGACUUGCCUGCAAGUCCGCAACGCCAUGUCCGGCCGCUGCGUCGCCGCUCGUCCGUGGCAGCAGAUGCGGAAGGCGUGGUGACUACAGAUAUGAUCCGACCCGACUGGGAACAGAAACUCUCGAGUGCCAUUAGUAAACUUGCGCGGAAAUCGGCCACUGCAAGCGUCAUCCAUGCAAGUAACUUGAUUCUAGAUGAGGGUAGCAGCAGUGCUGGCCAGCAACUGUAUUUGCUGUCGUUGGAAGACCGCAUGAUCAGAGAAGCCAUGCGACUCUCGCUUCUUGACAAGGACGAAGGAAAGAAAACCACAUAG
Clavispora lusitaniae ATCC 42720 is the source of this 1647-nucleotide messenger RNA. It is a transcript of the gene SIP5, whose product is annotated as Sip5p. Lineage: Eukaryota; Fungi; Ascomycota; Pichiomycetes; Serinales; Metschnikowiaceae. The record is from RefSeq and is a predicted model, not a curated record. Gene Ontology annotation, cellular component: cytoplasm.